Phyllotreta striolata is the source of this 3861-nucleotide messenger RNA. NCBI's taxonomy places the organism in Eukaryota, Metazoa, Arthropoda, Insecta, Coleoptera, Chrysomelidae. The record is from the annotation of a GenBank genome assembly.
AUGGACCCGAGUUUAGAUUUCGACGUGAGGGGGAAGCCCCUGUCGCAGGCGCGCCACUGGUCGGCGCCGGAAGUGUUCGGCUCCAGGGCCUACUUCCGCACGGUAUCCGAGCCGGCGCAGCUCGUCAUCGACGACAUCCGGCGUCGCGACGAAGGCGUCUACCGGUGUCGAGUGGACUUCAGGAACGCCCAAACCCGCAGCUUCCGCUACAAUCUCACGGUCAUCGUUCCACCGGAACCACCGACCGUCCUGGACAAAUGGGGCAGGCACCUCAACAAAACCAUCGGGCCCUACAACGAAGGCGACGACAUCACGCUGACCUGCCGCACGGUGGGCGGCCACCCGACGCCCGUCGUCCGGUGGCUGGUGAACGGGCUCAUCGUCGACGAUGAAUUCGAGCACAACGCCGGCGACGUCAUCGAGAACAUCCUCACGUGGCCGGCCAUCCGCCGGAAGGACCUCGACGCGCUCUUCACCUGCCAGGCCGUCAACACCAAGCUCACCGAGCCCAAGGAAGCUUUCGUCGUGUUGAAGAUUAACCUGCGACCUUUGACUGCUGAGAUAAUGGAGGUGAAAGGACCUCUGGUGGCGGAUAAGCGGUACGAAGUUACCUGCCAGUCGGCCGGAUCUCGUCCUCCUGCUAUAAUUACUUGGUAUAAAGGCAAGCGCCAGUUAAGAAGGACGAAGGAGGAAACACGAGAAAACGUAACGAUAAGCGAGUUGAGUUUCGUCCCGACGACGGAAGAUGAUGGAAAAUCCAUAACAUGCAGAGCAGAAAAUCCAAACGUCACCGGCCUUUUCCUGGAGACUUCGUGGAAAAUCGACGUAGUGUAUCCCCCCAUCGUGACGCUGUGCCUGGGGAGCACCCUCAAUCCGGACGACAUCAAAGAAGGCGACGACGUGUACUUCGAGUGCCACGUGACGGCCAAUCCCGUUUGGAGGAAGCUCACCUGGCUACACAACGACGUCAUCUUGAAUCACAACUUGGCGAGUCGCACGAUCUUCAGCAACCAAAGCUUGGUGAUGCAGAAGGUAACGCGACAGAGCGCCGGCAGAUACAGGUGCUCGGUGGUGAAUUCCGAAGGGGAGACAGUCAGUGACGAAUUGAACUUCAGGGUGCAAUACGCACCCAUUUGCAAGUACGACAAAGUGACGAUAGUGGGCGCUUCGCGCGGCGAAAGCGUCGACAUUUCCUGCGAAAUAGAAUCCGAUCCGCCCGCGAGAUCCUAUCGAUGGAAGUUCAACAAUUCCGGCGAAACGUUGGACGUCGCCUCCGAGCGCUACGCCAAAACCAGCAACGGCACCACCAGCAUCCUGCGGUACACGCCCGUUUCCGAGCUGGACUACGGCUCUCUCUCCUGCUGGGCCUCCAACAUCGUCGGGCACCAGUCGGAGCCCUGCGUCUUUCAACUAGUCGCUGCAGGAAAACCGUUUCCAGUAAAAAACUGCUCGUUGUCCAACCAAACCAGUAGCUCGGUGGAGGUGUAUUGUCUCUCCGGAUUCGACGGGGGUCUUCCGCAGCACUUCGUUCUGGAGUUGUACUCCUCCAAUUCCGGUUCGCCCAGAUUCAACAUGACCUCCUUCGCGGAGCCGUACUUUUUCCUGGACAAUCUGGAACCCGACGUCACCUUCAGGAUAGCAAUUUACGCAGUGAACGUCAAAGGAAGAAGCCACGGAGUAGUCCUCGAGGAACUAACUUUCAGAGACGCCGAAAAGAGAACCGCUCAAGACGGCGACCUGACCUUCUCCCCUAUACUGGGCGUCCUCGUCGGCGCCACCUUCACCGUCAUAAUCGUCAUCUUCCUCAUCAUCGUACGAAUCAGAAAAUCCCAAAACGCCUCCGGCAGCGGCGUCCUCGAGCAGAAGGUCUCCGCCGGCACCACUCACCAUCAAAACACCACGUCUUCCACCAAACCCCUGCUCAGAAGCGCCUCUCCCAGAGACGCCGACGAACGGGAUCCCGACGUCAUCCCCGCCAAAUAUGGUUCUCCGGAAGCGGAAGGUGACAGACGGGUGGUGAUAGGAAGUUCCGGUUCACAAACUAUGCCUGCUAGAAGCCUUCCAAAAGCGCAGACCUACGCCCAAACCAGCAUGCCGUCGCCGCAAUGGGUUAGUCCGGUUACAAACGAACAGUAUCACCAGUACAACAAUCCGGUUGCGAUGGUGAGCGGGACGUACCCGAGGGAGACGCGACCGAAGGACCUGCGCCUGGGAAACGGAAGUUCGACGGUUCACAGCGCGGUCGAUGUGGAACUCAACGGUCUGGCCAUAAAGGAGAGGCUGAUGGCGAAUCGGCUGCCGGAAAGUUGCGUUUGAAGCGGUCGUUUUUUGGUAUUCCGACGCUUUGUUUACCGUCCACGAUAAGUAGCGAUCGAAUGAGGAUUUUCUGUAAGGCAUUUAGCGCUGAACACGAUGUGGAAUUCGAACGGGGAUUCUUUCGAAGAGCGGAGAAAUAAAAGGAAUCGUGUUACCUAUAGGUAGUGGAAGCGAAAUGACAAUGAAUUUAGAAUGAAGUUCUUUGUUUUCCGCCUUCGAAGUAAUAGAUAAAAGUUCGUUUCUGGCAUUCUAAGCAGCGUGCUUUACUUCAUCGGCGGAGUCCGAAAACUGGGAAAGAAGUGCAAUAAAAACGGUCGGAAAGUUUUUUGCGAAAAGAAAACAGGAGAAAAAGGCGACACGGGGUGAACUAGGAAACUUUUCAAUGUACUGAACUUUCGGAACUUAGGAAGAUGAGGUGAAACUUUAAACCAAUUAAGAAUUUAAUUGCUUUUAAUCUGGUAGCGGUUUAUUUGUAUGUUUUCUCGACUAAUUCUUCUAGAGGUUUUUGUUUCAAAGAGGAAUUAUCGUUCGGAUGAUUUGGAUUAUUUGUUUUAUUCAAAGGAGGAAAUGAAGCAAGGAAGUAUUUUUGUCAAGCAAGUGAAAUGUGUUGGACGACAAAUAUUUAUAGAAAAUUGUCAUUUAAAUAUCGAUUUUUGUUUAAUACCGAUGCGAAUUGUUUAGACUGAACUUAUUAAAGUGAACUAGUAUUAUCGGAUAUAGAUGGAAAUAAAUUUUAUGGACAAUCUCGUGUAUUGUAUCUACAAUUGUUGUGCGUUUUUAUAAUAGGCGUUAAUGAGUAUUUGCUGAAUUUCAAUAAAAAUUUCCUAAAAUAUUCUCGAAAUUAUGAACCUACUUGUUAUGACUGAGAUAAUCUAAACAUAUUUUGUUCGUACACAUCAAAUGUAACGAAACACAUAUCUAUUAAAAAUUUUGUUUAUUUCCUCUAUAUUUUUCCAGUUAUACCAAUCUUUUCGUAUAAUUAAAAAGAAACUGUUAAAUUUACUGUUCCAAAAAAAUAAUGAAGCCAAUAAGGGAAAAAUAUAAAGGAAACAACGGUAAAUUUGUGUAAAAAAAUCAAAAUAUCGAAUUGUUUACCCACUUUUCCGUUAUAUCAUGUAUUUUGUAAAUAAUUGUAAAUACUUAUGUUAAUAUUGUACAUAAGUCCAUGUGGCAUAUCUGUACCUACAUAUCGAAAAGGUACGAAUGUUCAAAAUUAAAAUAAUAAUUAAGUAAAAAAGUGUUAUUUUUUAACAAAUUAGAUGGUCCGCACUUGUUGUUUAUGCGCUACUUUGUUUUUUAAUAAUAAUUUUCCUCUAAAAAACAUAUCUAUAAAAAAAACAUUUUUAAGCAUUGACAAUUAAUUCAAACUUAUUAAUCAACGUCUUCGUUAUUAUAAUUAAUGCAUGUCUAAUAGGAAUAUUUUACUUUACAUAUCCAUACGCACUAAACUCGAAAAUUAUUAUUAGGAAAACAAGCUAGUCCAAACUGAAUUAGUGGUAAAAUAAUAAUUAUUGUGAUAUUUUUCGUAGGCUAACGGUGUUUAGC